Patella vulgata (common limpet) is the source of this 2240-nucleotide messenger RNA. RefSeq lists its product as uncharacterized. NCBI's taxonomy places the organism in Eukaryota, Metazoa, Mollusca, Gastropoda, Patellidae. The coding region runs from base 174 to 1223 and encodes 349 amino acids. The record is from RefSeq and is a predicted model, not a curated record. The transcript is spliced from 2 exons.
CUUUGAAUAGGAUGGGUGUUUUGGACUAGACAUACUGGACUAUGAAAGGCGCUUAACUUUGUGUGUAAGAUUUUUAGUUUAACUAAACCUAAUUCAAGUCGAUCACUUGAAGUUUUCAAAUGGAUUACUUCUAAGAAAGACAGAAGAAAGUCAUCUUCGAUAGUUUCACGACGAUGCCCGUUGAAGUCAUGAUAAAAUCCAACCAACGACAGGGGCCAAGUUUCAACCCAAUGGAACCAAAGUGUAGAAGACUUUCAUCGCUCGUUUCUGAUAUCGGACCAUGUCAAGUGAAGACAAAUCUGUUGGAUAAAACUUUAGCAGCGCGGCUGAGAAAGGAUGAUUUACAAAAAUCGGCACUUGGAUUUGGACUAGUUGACUCCGAACAAAGUUUACUGCAUUUAGCCAGUUUAAAUAAAGAGAGGAAUAGGUUUGUAAGUUUACGAGGGGUGUCGAGGCUGGAUUCACGAGCCAGAGAGGAACGUGCGAAUCUGAUCCGUGAACGCUUAAAUCGUCAGCGUGAUUGGGAACGUUUAACGCAUCCAGAUCUACAUAGCAACGCGCAUCUUCCGGAUAUAGAUACAAAUAGUGUUCGUUCCGAGUCAGUCGUUUCUAAAUUAUCUACAAAAAGUGUGCCGGUAUCGUUUACGUAUGGAGAAUCGGACGAUCAUAUCGGUGUGGUGAAACGCGGAGGGAUAUUUCAACCCAUCGAGUUUUACACCCCGUCCCGAUAUCAACACAGAGUAGCCGAAUCACCAUUUAAAAAACCAAUCAUUGACUACGAAUCCAUUAUUCUGCCCCCACCUGGCUGCAUAAGCACUGAGGAAUCCAAGAGUAAGCGGAAGAAAAGUGGUUUAAAAGUCACGUUUAAACAUUCCAAUCUCUCUGAUGUCGGGUCAUGUGACACGGACAAGCGUGGUGAUGAUACCGUCGGGUAUCAUAGAACAUCUACUAAAAUACCUUUACAAAGACGGACUUAUAAAUCAGAACAAGACAGUAUACCAUCUGUGGGCGUGGCUUGGGAUAUUUCGCCAACUGGUGUCACAAAGUCGACCAGUAAUACUAUCGGACAGAUCAGUCGUGAUUUACAUCCCGUCACUUCCGGUUUGAAUAAAGCUGGGACGUCUGUGAAAAAAACAAAAUGGCGAGUAUCCAGCUGUAAAACAUUUAAUAGACCAUUUAUGCCUUUGGCUCGUUAUCAUUUGAAUAAAAAGAAAAUUUGCUAAUUGGAAGUGCUGUAAUUAAUAAUUAAUGUUUAAAGAUGCGAUAUUGUUAUCGAUUUAUAAAAACCAAACACAUCCAGUCUUUGCAUGGCCUUAAAGAGAACAAGAGGGAAAUUUGGUUUAACGUCCACUAGACAUAAACUAGGUCAUUUCAAGAUUAACAUAUGGUUCAAUUUUAUUUCAAUAAUUCGCAUGCGCGUAGGGAUCGUUAGUGCAGUGGAAGGAAAACGGAGGACCCGGGGGGAAACCCAUGAGGUUGGACAGACGACUCUACUCCGUAUCAUGUACAAGCGGGGAAUCGAAACCACCCAACUUGACUCAAGAUAUACCUUGUGAUUUCACGCUCACGCGUUACACCACUAGAUCAUCUAUCCCCAUGCAUGGAGUUAAAACAUUGUAUACUCUUCAAAAAAAGUAGGGGAUAUUGAAAUGCAAAUACCUAUGCAGGUUGUGAUAUGAUAAAUAGUCAUGGACACUUAACAUGCUUUAAGAGUAUGUUCACAGAUGAAGAACUUAUCGCCCCAACAGUACCACUGAGCUGCAAUAGCGCCACCAUACACGUGGGAGGGGUUCAUUGUCAAAUUUAACACUUCAGGGAAGGGUUGAUAAAAACUGCCGCUUUCUGGUUUAUCCUAUCCAUGUUUGCUUUCCUAUCGGUUCUUUCAUAAGAUUUACUGUUUAGCGUAUCUUUGCUUUAGUGUGUUACGUUUAAUUUGAUCGGGAGACGUGUUCGUCGACGUCAACGUUAACCGACAACACUGCAAGAAUUGGCUGUGGCACUGCAAGAGGAGUGGGUCAGAUUGACCCAAAUCGUGAUUGGAUGGGUGAAUAGGAGCAUGCCACGACGAAUUGCUGAAUGUCUGAGGAUUGGUGGAGCAAUUACUCAUAAGACAAAAAUCAAAAACGCACAUUUUAACUUUUGACAGUGUAUCUCUUUGCGAGUGAAACGGGGCCGUCAGAUAAGCCGCCCAUAUGAACUGUUUAUGUUCAUGUGUAGGCAAUUAGUCUGUUAUUAACAUA